AAACUUUGCGAGGUUAUGUUUUGGUAUCUUACAAUCCAAAUAAUCAAAUUCUACAGAUCAAAUAUAUUUUUUAUUUUGUAAAAAGUUCUCCAUGAAUGAAAAGGAAGCCAAAUUUGGGUCAUAGUCAUAUUAAAAAAGAGUCAUAAAUUCAACAUGAUACUGUUUCCAGAGGAAAUAUUGAAGACGCAAAUAUGUUCUUGCUGCAAAAAGUACCUUUCGUUUGGUCCAAUCAAAGUUUCUAUCUCGGAAGGAGUGAUAUGUGGAAGAUGUUCAAAGAACGGAGAAGAAACAGCUCCUUCACUGCUGAAUAAUAUUAUUAAGAACGUCAUUUUUCCAUGUGUGAAUCGUUUCGAUGGUUGCAGUGAACUCCUCAAAUGCGAAGAUGUGCCACAACAUGAAAGUGUCUGUACGGGUAGUCUCCAUCCAUGCCCAAUUUGUGUCAACCAUUCCAACAACCAAUUGGUGGAAUAUUCAUUGUUGUCUCUGAUUCAUCAUUAUCAGAUAUUGCAUAGCAAAUACUAUCUGACAAACCCUCUGCUUUCUAUUAGUACAAACAGUGUCAAAGAAUCUAAUUAUCUUUACUGCAGUGAAUAUAAAAACAUCUUGGCAUUUAUUAAUGUUAAAAUUAUCGCUGGACAGCCAUAUGUAAAAAUUGUUGCAUUGGGUAAUAGUAAAAAUAAAAUAGUUUGCAGCUUGAAUUGCCAUAACAUAAUUGACAAUGUUGUUACGCAAUCUUCAUCGAGUACACCGGCUGGAGAGUUUUAUUUUGAAUUAUUAUCAGCAGCCAAUUCUGAUAAUGUUUCAGAUAAAAUGUGUCUCGAAUUAGAACUUUCAUUGCUAAUAACCACUUCAUCUAUCAGUGGCGAGGAAAGUACAGGUAUUGGAUCAAAAUUCAAACCUGAAGACUUUAAAUAUUAUGGUGAACCAUAUGAUGACUUUAUGCUGAAAUGCAUGCCUGAUUUCAUUCCACACCAAAAUUAUCAAGACUAUUAUAGAGGUCGUAAUCAUGAUUUAAAAAAGAUUCAAAAAAAAAGUAUUGCUGGGAAAAUCUAUACAAUACAACAAAAUGGGUAUCAUCUUUAUGAUGUAAUGUGCGACUUUUGUGAGAACUAUUUUUUAUUGACUGGCACCUAUUCUUACGUGUAUUACUACGACGAUUUACCUACAGAAAUAAAGAUUUGUGAUAAUUGUCGUGCAUCUUGGUGCCCUCAUCCCAACUUGUGCAAGUCUAUGGAAAGAAAAAGAUGCUUCUUCUGUCAACAUUCUUCUCCUGAAGAGGUGCACAUAAACAUAAGUUUUUAUUGUAGGUACCACUGUGGGACAGCAAUAGACAGCAAUGUAUUCGAUCAUGAAAAAACUUGCCCUAAUAAUCGAAAAGCUGCACUUUCUGAUUCUGAAUUUGCUAAAUUCUACUUCGGAAAUUAUUUCAUUGGUAGUUCUAAUAAAUACAAAUCUGCUGUAAUCCGUAACAAUAAUAUGAUUGUUUUUGAACAGCAAUUUUUGGGGCGCCACGGAAGAAUCUACAUGGUUACUGAUUCUGGAUUUUGCUGCAUUAUAUUUUAUAAGAGUGACAAAUCAGACCUUCAGUUUUCGGUAGCCCAUAAAUAUCCUGUGGAUAAAUAUUAUACUUUAUUUAAGAUAGUAGACAAUGAAAACCAAUCAUUUCGAGAAGAAAAAGAUAGUUUCAAAGUAAGUUUGCAAAUUGAAAAAUUCUUCUUUGUUGUUGCUCCAAGAGAAUAUUCAGAAUGACCAUUUGAAAAACAAAAAGCCGCAAUACUUUUUUUUUUGUUUUGAAUAAUGACAUCUAACUAUCUCACACACAUUUGAGUACUAAUGAUGAGUAAUUUUUUACAAAUACCUUUUUCCCACAAGUACUUAUUGCAUAAAUCGAUAAUCUGUUCUUAAGAUGCAUACAAGUAGGUACCUGAAGCAUCUUUAUCGAAUUUUCACACUUGCGAUUCCAAUGCACAGCGAUAUUGGCUUUUGAUCUCUAUGCUGUUAAUCUGUUAAUUUUUUUAAUUUGUACCUACUUAACAUGAGGCCUGUUCAGACAGAAAACACAAACCAGUUCGGAUGUUAUUGAUGGUCUGUGAUUUCUUGUAUAAGACGCCCUAAUAAAGAAGUUUUUUUUUUGUUUAUAUAAAUAUCGAUUUAGUUUAAAGAUUUGAAUAAUGUUCAAGUACCCAAUAAAGUUUGAUGUCUAUAAAU
Molecule: messenger RNA, 2208 nt
Organism: Ceutorhynchus assimilis (cabbage seed weevil)
Lineage: Eukaryota; Metazoa; Arthropoda; Insecta; Coleoptera; Curculionidae
Source: the annotation of a GenBank genome assembly